AUGCAGAUAAGGUCGCUGCAUCUUUGCCGUCUUGGACUCCGGAGCGGCCGAUUUUUUCCUUACUCUGCAUCAAUCAAUCGGUCAUUCUCUGCUCUUGUCGACUCGAAAUGGGUUUGCAAUGCACAAGCCUCGAAUGAUCCACAGUUGCUGCUUUUGGACUGUAAUCAUCCAGUCUCGUUCCCUCGUGGCCAUAUUCCCAAUGCUGUCCCCUUGACGUUAACUUCGUCUCUACUCAAGGAUCCGACACCUCAAGCGACGGGUGUUAUAAGUCCCCAGCUGUUUCUGGACGUGAUGCAGAUGCUGCAGGUGCCCAAAGACGUGACGCUCGUCUUCUACGACGAUGAAAUGAGUCUUCGAGCUACGAGGAUGUGGUGGGUCUUUCGUCAUUAUGGAUUCCCACUGGAGCAACUUAAAAUAUUGGACGGAGGCCUCAAGCAGUGGCUUGCUGAUGAUAACGAGAUGGAGACAGGGGAAGUAGCAGACAGAGAGAUUACGAGAGAUUUGUGGAUGCAGCCUGUGACGACGCAGAAACUUGUGGGGUUUAACAUGGUGCAAAAAGGACUUGCCGAUGCAGUCACGCAAUUUGUCGAUACACGGUCUCCUAGUGAAUUUUGGGGAGAAGACGCCCGUGGUAAUGCACGGACUGGACAUAUUCCAGGUGCUGUGAAUUUUAAUUGGGUCGAAGGAGUGGAUUUCCGUCAAAAUGGAAAGUUUAAGAGCAGGGAAGAGCUGGAGAAGGUGUUUGUGGACAUCUUCCACCUAAACAAAGAGAAGCCCGUGAUCACUUAUUGUCAGACUGGAAUCCGCGCUGCUCACACGGCGUUUGCGUUGGAGCAGGUGAUGGGGUUUAAGGAUGUCAAGAUUUAUGAAGAUUCCAUGCUGCAGUACCUUAACAGGGACGACUCGGAAGUUACGAAGCAGUAG
Molecule: messenger RNA, 924 nt
Organism: Peronospora farinosa
Lineage: Eukaryota; Oomycota; Peronosporomycetes; Peronosporales; Peronosporaceae
Source: the annotation of a GenBank genome assembly